GCGCAGUAAGUAGGGUUGGGGAAUUCAUGUGGAGGUCAGAGUUGUGUCUGGUCUGAGAGGCAGAAGGCCAAGACCAUCUGAAGAAGACAUGGCUGCUAAACUGUUUGAAUCUGUUGGCAAGUUUGGCCUGGGCUUAGCUGUUGUAGGAGGAGUUGUCAACUCUGCCUUAUAUAAUGUGGAUGCUGGCCACAGAGCUGUCAUCUUUGAUAGGUUCCGUGGAGUCCAAGACAUUGUUGUAGGGGAAGGGACUCAUUUUCUCAUCCCGUGGGUACAGAAACCAAUUAUUUUUGACUGCCGUUCCCGGCCACGGAAUGUCCCAGUAAUCACCGGUAGUAAGGAUUUACAGAAUGUCAAUAUCACUCUUCGUAUUCUCUUCCGACCUGUUGCCAAUCAGCUGCCCCGAAUCUUUACCAGCAUUGGUGAGGACUACGACGAGCGGGUGUUGCCGUCCAUAACCACUGAGAUCCUCAAGUCAGUGGUAGCUCGAUUUGAUGCUGGAGAAUUGAUCACCCAGAGAGAACUAGUCUCCAGGCAAGUAAGUGAUGACCUCACAGAGCGAGCAGCAACCUUUGGGCUCAUCCUGGAUGAUGUUUCUUUGACACAUCUGACCUUUGGGAAGGAGUUCACGGAGGCAGUAGAAGCCAAACAGGUGGCUCAGCAGGAAGCAGAGAGGGCCAGAUUUGUAGUGGAAAAGGCUGAGCAACAGAAGAAAGCAGCCAUCAUCUCAGCAGAGGGUGACUCCAAAGCGGCCGAGCUGAUUGCCAAUUCACUGGCCACCGCAGGAGAUGGCCUAAUAGAGCUUCGUAAGCUGGAAGCCGCAGAGGACAUCGCAUUCCAGCUUUCCCGCUCUCGGAACAUCACCUACCUGCCCGCUGGACAGUCGGUGCUCCUCCAGCUUCCCCAGUGAGGCCUGCGGCACCACCGAUCCUACCCCACUCAGCCAUGAUCCAAUCCAUAGCCUUUUCCCUAUCCCCCCACCCAGAAUCACUGUGAGAUUUAAUGAUUUGGCUUAAACAAAGGAAAUAAAAUUAAAGACAUUUUGGGAUCUUGAA
Molecule: messenger RNA, 1052 nt
Organism: Phascolarctos cinereus (koala)
Lineage: Eukaryota; Metazoa; Chordata; Mammalia; Diprotodontia; Phascolarctidae
Gene: PHB1
Product: prohibitin 1
Biological process (GO): mitochondrion organization
Cellular component (GO): membrane; mitochondrion
Source: RefSeq, a predicted model, not a curated record